This is a messenger RNA of Sinocyclocheilus grahami, 3236 nucleotides long. RefSeq names its product interleukin-23 receptor-like. The record is from RefSeq and is a predicted model, not a curated record. Bases 281 to 2671 code for a protein of 796 amino acids. Gene Ontology annotation, molecular function: protein binding. The transcript is spliced from 15 exons. NCBI's taxonomy places the organism in Eukaryota, Metazoa, Chordata, Actinopteri, Cypriniformes, Cyprinidae.
ACUCUGAGAAAACAGGGUUGACAUAAAAAGAUUAGGCUUGUAACAUUAAGUACCGCUCAUGAGAAUGCUGACUAUUUACACAGAUUGCAAGCUUAUCAUUUUCUGGGACGAUGGUAUGGAAGACAACCCACUUUUUGUUCUGACUGUAUGCUGGUUUGCUUCAUGCAAAUGCAUUUGAGAGAACAGAGAAGACGGGAGAAGAGGCUUAAGGACUAGGCAUGAAGUGUGGAGAAAAAUAUUCACUGAUCAUCAUAGAAACCCAGAACAAGAAAGGCAUGAAAUGGAUUUUUUCAUCAGAAUCUGGCAGGUGGUCUUUCUCCUCCUUUUCAGCGGCAAAUUCUGCGACUGCUACAGAGUCAGUUGUGUUGGAAAGCUGAUAGUAGAUUCAGAUGUUAUCCACCUGGGCUCCAACUUGACUGUAGGCUGCCAAUCAAACACUGAGCACUGUGGGAGACACUUUGCCAUAGUCUUCAAUGGAGAGACCAUUUUCGAAACAAUUAAUUGCUCUGUAAUAAAAACACAGAUAGUCAUCAAUCAGCCCAGAUUUUGGCUACUCUGCAAGGUGAAGGAGGGAGACACAUGGCACACUGUUUGCGGCCAAGAUUUCAAGGCUGGCUACCCUCCAGGUAAUCCGAAAUUCAGCUGCGUCACAUACCAAAAUUCGGAAUAUGUUAACUGCUCUCUAGUGGUUACAACUGAGACAUAUUUAUUUACCAAUUUCAUAGUGACAUUUCACAACAGCACAUCCCAGUUCAUCCAGUAUGCGAUGAACAAAGACGGCCAUGUCUCUAUUCCACGAUCGCUGUUUGUUGAGAACAUGACAUAUAAAGUCCAUGUAAGAGGUCACAAUGCAUUAGGAGAGUCACACUCUACUUUCAACUUCUCGAUCUGGGACAUUGUAAUUCCAAGCACUCCAGAUAUAACACGAGCUGUGUUUGAAAAUGGCACUCUUUCUCCUACAAUAUGCUGGAAUGGCUCAGAAGAUAUUUUGAAACCAAUUUUGAGGUUCAGAGAAGCACAUGAUGACCAGGACUGGGGCCAGGGAAGUGUGAAGGAGCUCCAAGCUGGAUGUAUUUUGAUGCAGGAAGCCUUAGAACCGUUGACGCCCUAUCAGUUUGAGCUGAGAGUGUGUGUUACUUCAACAAACUGCAGCAUGUGGAGUCAUCCCUUCAAUAUAACCAGCCCAGGAAUUGCACCCUCACACAAACUUGAUGUGUGGAGAGUCAUCAACAGGACCAGUACUCAUGGAGCUCUGAAUGUCACAGUGUUGUGGAAGCGCUAUACACCAGAAUAUUACAGUGGAGAUUUGUUACAUUACAAGUUAUCUUAUAAAGAAGAAGGCAAGAUCCAUGAACUGAAUUGCCCAGCUCACGUCACUCGUCAAACUCUUCAGCUGAACGCAGCAGAAGUUAACGUCAGUGCUGUGACAGCAGCAGGUUCCUCCCCACCUGCACCUGUCAGCUUGAUAUAUACAGACAAAGUGUUUUUAAUUAUUAUUAUUUUUAAAUCCUGCUCAGUGACUGAAGGGUCACUUAAUCUCUUAAUCUACUCUAUUGUUUCUUUUUCAGAGCCUCUAGCUGGUCCAGAUGUAUCAAUUACCAAUACAGGGGGAAAAAAGAUUUUGAUUCAAUGGGAUGAGCUUAAUCAAGAUAAACAAAGGGGAUUUAUCACAAACUACACCAUUUACUUCCAGAGACAAAGAGACAAGAGACUUCUUCAGAACCAAACUGUGCCUAAUGCAUUUCCUAGACGUUUGAGUUGGGAGCUGCAAGGCCAACAGGAGUGUGUCGAAAUCCUUGUCUCUGCAUGGAAUUCUGCGGGUGAAGGGCCCAAAGGAAAACCUGCCACUUGCUGUUGUCACAGCAAACUGUCAUACAAAACUGGUUCAGACAAGACAGGUGGAAUGAUAGCUGGAAUUUGUUUGGCUGCUGCUGUUCCUAUGGUGAUCCUGGCCAACCUGAUGUACCUAAAAUGUGUGCGGCAAAGAAUGAUGAAAAUGUGCAUGUCCAUUGGAGUCUCUUGGAUUUUCGAAAAUCUACCAAAAUUUGAUAACAGCAAUGCUAUAAAACUACUAAAGGAUGACAGCCAUGGCCCUUGGGGAGCUCAUCCCGGAGACAACGAUCCUCCCUUAACUCCCAUUGAGGAAGUCAGUCUGUCUUUGGAGAGACAAGACUCUUAUCCAACUGUGCUUCAUGUCACAGAAACACCCACAACGAAUCUAUUUUGUAUUGAUUCUCCUUAUAAACCUCAGUUAUUGACAGCUUCACAGAGAAAUGAAGACUUCUCUGAGACUACAGAUGAGGAGCUAAAGGAGGAGGACCAAAUCCCUUUCUUGGCGUCGCCAUCACAUCAUGACUUCAGUUGGGAUUUAUCCUGUAUUCCCGUGAUACAUGGACGUCUUAAUAGCUUCUUAGCUAUGGAUGGAGCGCUGGGCUCUUUGGGCAUUCUUGAAGAUCUCCUUGCUCCCCCUAAGAAAGCUUCCAAUAAGGAUGGAGGAGUGGAAGAGAAUGAGAGGAUUGUAGAAACAGGAGAUAUAGACCAGAGCACUUUCACAAGUCAAACUGUACUACCCAAUGACCUGGAGAGCUGCCUCAGAGGGCCUGUCUUUAAUUCCAGCCCAUACUCCCCACAAAGGCUUUGCCAUAGUUUUUCAGUUCCAGAAGAGGUUUAGGCACUCAAAUAUCAUGCGGCAAGAGUACAUCUGAACUAUAUUCGCAUGGAUGUGAUUUGGCCAUAAACACAAACAUAGACAGGAUCUUACAUGACAUCUUCUUGUACAUAAAGCAUUAUGUUUUUUUCAGUGAUGAUAGACUAUUUUCUUUAUAUUGUCUGCAUAUACAGUGUGGCUUUAGUCCGAUCUAAAUCACUUUGUGGUUUCCGCACACUCUGAGGAUAGUGUCUAAAGUAAGCUGUACUGUAUGUUGCUGAUCGAUUUAUUCAUAGGAACUUCUUCCUCUUGAAUACUAUUUUGACACAAAAGAAAAGACACAUGACACACUGCACUUUUUUCUGCUUAAUUGUACUGAAUGUGCACUUGUAGUGUACUUCAAAUUCUAAAAGUGUAUUUAAAAAACUAUACUUGGAGAUAGAAGGCCUAAAUAGAAGGCCACUUAAAGGUCAAGUAUGUAGUUUUUGCGAUACUAGUGUCACCUAGCGGAAUCACAAACACUGUCAACUGUUGCAAAUUCCUUUAAGAUUAUACACUCUUAAAAAUAAAGGUGCUUCAAAAGGUGUUU